Molecule: messenger RNA, 2220 nt
Organism: Amblyraja radiata (thorny skate)
Lineage: Eukaryota; Metazoa; Chordata; Chondrichthyes; Rajiformes; Rajidae
Gene: uqcc4
Product: ubiquinol-cytochrome c reductase complex assembly factor 4
Exons: 2
Coding region: 68-508 (146 amino acids)
Source: RefSeq, a predicted model, not a curated record
GAACUAGUGGUGCUGGGGAAGGCUGAGCCGGUGCACCAGUGGACUGGUUAUUUUGUUGUAAAGGAGGAUGAUGACGGUGCGGUGUGGGAUUUUAGUGCGGAAUUUACAUGCUUUUCCAUCCUCAAACCGACACCUAUUUGGAACGAGUUUUGCCGGGUGCAGACAAUACAAUUCGACAAGAGCCUUCUCUACAGCUCCACAUGACCAAAAAUCAUCACUUAAGGAAAUUGAGAAUGAAGAAGAUGGAGCCAUAAAAUUUAGCACCAGUAAGGCAAGCGGUUCUGUCUGGUCUGUGGAGAAAGCACUGGGCGGUGGUCAUCAAAAACCUUGGUGGAAGGUUCUUCCCCUCAGUCUGGCUGCAAUUGCUUUUUUAGUUUGGUGCAUCCUUAGGAAAGAAACUGAAGUUGAUAAAAUCAUGGGACAAACUUUGAGUGACCAUUUUCCUGAUCUCAUACUCUCCGAGGCUGAGCCAGAGGAAGAUGCCAAGAAACCAAACAAAACAACAUAAUGAAUGGAGGAUGGUAUCUCCCGCAAUUAGGCAUGUUUUUUUGUUUUUUUUUAAAAUUGUAGAUGAUAAAAUUCAUUAUGAAACUGCCGUCCAGAAGCAAAUUACUGCAGAGGUUGGAAAUCUGAAACAAAAAUGGACAAUACUAGAAAUACCCAACUGGCCAGACAGCACCUAUGGAGUCAGAAUUGUACUCACAAUUUCAAAUCAAUGACCUUUCCUUAGAAUGGAAUAAAGAUAGAAAUAAGCCAUUUUAAGUUGCAGAGAUGGGGAGGAGCAGAAAAUUAAUAAAGGAAAGGAAUGUGAUAUGGUGGAAGCCAAGAAAGAUUGAAUGACACCAGUAUGGCUGGUGCUGUUGAAAGAGAGUGAGAAAGAUUUGCAAGCUACAAAAGGUGCAUUGGGAACCAAAAAGGAAGGGAAAAAUAAAAUACAAAAUUACCAGUACAAGGGAGAGUAAAAAGAUACGACUGAAAUGGCUGAUUAACUCUUGAGUUUUGAAAGCUGCAAUGCACCCAGAAGAAACCCAUGGUCCUGUUCUAUAAACUUGUAUUGAACUUUGCUUAAACAGCAUAGGAGACCAAAUACAGAGGCCAGAAUAUGAGUUGGAGAUUCCUUUUCUUUGCAGCUUUAAGCAUGUUUAACUUCUAACUUUUCCCGAUUCUGAUAAAGGGUCUUUGAUCGGACGCAUUAACUUUAUUUCUCUCUCUUCGUGUGCUGCCUGACUUACUGAGUAUUUCCAGCAUUUUCUGCCUUUAUUUCCUGUAUCCAGAUCAUAUCCAGCUUUACUUCAACUGAAAUCUGUUGAGGUUGAAAUUUGGUUGGUGGAAUCUUCCAUUUGAGUUUUCAUGAUUCCUUCGGAAACAUAAUUUGAAGAUGUAUGAGACUUCACUGCUUCUCUCGACUGAGACAUAUCAACAGAGAAUGAAGUGUGAGAUGAUCAAUCACACAAUGGCACAGCUGAGCUUCUGAUGGCAUCGAUAAUUCUGACCUUUCCACAUCACGGGUUGUUCACAUUUAAUCCUUGAUCUGUGCUUGGUUACUCACUUGUAGCCAUUGCAUCAUUCAGAACCACAGUUCAUCUCUGCAAUUAAUUUGAAAACUGUCAAAGUUUCAGCGGUAACAAUUAUCUAAACAUUUCUAUUGAUAACGUGUAUUUAUAAAUUUGAUUAAUCUGCAGAGUUCCUUUGUCGAAGCAACUGAAUUAUUUUGUCAAGGAACAAGGGGUCAUUUUGGAGAAAAUAAUCAAAACUAAAUUGGCAGUUUCAAAUUUUGGCAUCUAAUAUUCUCAGAUUGAGAUAAUCAUGAGGAUGAAGAUGUGGCCUGCCUGACAAAGAUACUGCAAAAUUAGGUUGGUGGGGAGAGAGCCAGCUGGGAGGGUCUUCUCUUGAACAUUGUCCUUUAACAAUAUGUGGUAUAUGUAAACGAUAGGAUCAUCUCUGAUCUGAAGCUGACCCUUAUCUGUAAUUGCAAUAUUGUUCAUAGUACAGUGCUAAUGCUUCUCACCACUACUUUUCCUUAAUUGAAGUACUGUACUGAAAAUGCUGCCAAAAGUGGAAUUAAAACAAUUAAAAUCAAUCUUACUACACCAUUGGAUUGCAAUACACACGAGUUGUGUGAAGCAGUCCUGAUCAGGCAAAACAAACACUGAAUCAUUGGUUCUUUUUGGUUUUCAAUCUGUACAGGUAUGAAUACUGUAAUAAAUGUAAAGAACAUAA